AUGAAAACAAGGGGUUCUCAAUAUAAUUCUGAUUUAAAAAAUAAAACCACUUCGAAAAAAUCUUUAAACGCAAAAAAUGCCAGGCGUCAUCGUGAAAACACUCGAAAGCGAAGUAAAACAAAGCGUGUAAACCGUACAAAACGAAGAAGGACGUCCGAAGUUUACAAGUCAAGUCAUUUGGUAGGUCGCAGAAAAGCGUCGAACUUUGUUACAUACACUCAAAAUGGGCGUCUUUUCUAUGACAUUUAUGUCAGGGAAUCCCCGUACCAUAGUAGUAAAGUCAUCUCGACGAACCAAAGUGAAAAUUCCGCUGCUGGUAAUUCUGAUGCAAGACUGCCAAAUGGUACUAAGCGACGCAAAAAAAGUGUUGGUGUAGAGAGUCUUGAAGAUGGAAAAGAUUCAUCCUCAAAAGCAUCAGUGAGAACAAACUCAACAGUUUUGAAACGGACAGUCCAGUCAACCUCCACUAAAAUCCAGUCUGCUAAACUAUUAAAGAAACCUCGUGGACGUAGAAAGAAGAAUCCCGACAUCGACAGUACACUCAAGAGAGAGUUGGGUCCAAACUAUGCAUCCCCUGACCAGGAUCAUGGCAAGAGACUUGCAAGUCUCAAUGCGACUGCCAUUAUGGGUGCUUUUAAUUCUAAAUCCUCUCGCAAAAGAUGUCGGAAAAGUAACGAAGAAACAAACUUCCAUUCACAGCCAGAUUCUGCGCUCAGUUGUCUUCAUGCAGAUGAAGUGGAUGAUGCAACCACGGAGCCUAUGUGCUCAGCCGAUGAUGACGAUGAUCUGGCUCACUGCUUGGAAAUGCCUAGUUCAGUAAGUAUCGAGCCAAACAAUGUGAUCCCGGCACAAAACCCUAUUCUUAAUAAAGAAACUGCACCGUCGUCCUUCAAAAGUAUCUGUCAAAUGAAUCCAGCAAUCGAAAGCUUUCAUUCACAAAGAAUUAUACCAUUAGGACAUGACACGUACGGUGUUCAGCAAAUUACCCAUCAAGUCGUAGUAGUACCACCCACAAACGAAGUAUCUCAAACUGUAUGUCAACCCAAAGUACAAGAUUUCAAUACUCCAAUAGCGCGUGUACCAGCAGGUAGUGUUGUUUCUUUUCCCACAUUACCAUACUCGAAACCAAAUGACUGCAGUUUUAAUGAGACAAUUUUGCACCAGCGAACGGGUCAAGUUUUGUACAGUCCAAUGUGUCCUUCCUUGUUGCAACAGAAUGUGAAUUCUUGGGGUUCUGCACCGCCUUGCAUUACAACACCAAACAUGACGCCGUCAUUUUUCACUUGUUCGCCUCCUAACAUUCUUCUUCCACAUAUUACUUCGCCGUUUGUUGUUUCUAAUCCUAGUGUUGCACCUCAGAUUGCGUAUCCACUCAUUCUGCAGCCUGUUCCUAGCAUGCCAACAUCCUACAUGAGUUCCGGGUUUCCCUAUGGAUUUGUAUCUCCUGUCUUCUUACCAACAUCGUGGACUCAACCUAGUAUGUUACCUUGCCAACCGCCUAGUACCCCGGCUAACAACAAUAGUGACGCUUCAUAUCCAAUGAUGAUUGCACCCGCACAAAUGAUCCCGAUCAACCAAACACAAAAUUUCCAAGUCUCACUUAAUCCAUGUACGAAUUGGAUAUCAAAUGGAGGGUUCGACGUGGCGUUAAAUAGACCCAUGAUUGUACAGAAUGCAUGUCGUGGUUCGGAACAGGCAGCUUCAGAACACGAUGGCAAGUCAUUUACAGAUGAUUCAUCAGUAUGUAAUUCUUUUAACGUGGUGAACAAUUGUCCUGUUGUCUCUUGUGAAGCACCAGUUAUUAACCGUCAGGAAGAGGAUAUCACCUUGGUUCCAGCUUCCAAUCCAUCUAUAUUACCAAUACAAGUUGAGAACGUACCAUUAAACAAAGUUAGUUCUGCAGAAACACGAGAUCUGGAUCUAUGCUGCACAAAAGAACCGGAUCAGAAUACUGCCUGCUUGGAUAAUCAAAAAGAUGCUUGGAUAUGGGAAGGGGAUCCGUUUGUCAAACCUGUUUUUCACCAAUCUGAUUCACCUCCGAUACCUCAUGAAUGUUACCCUGCAAUCCGGCAUCGAAGAGAUGGAAUGGUGAUUCGUGUGAAAGAUAAUGUACUCCUUUGCAGCGGUCCUAGUCGAAGUCAUCCUCCGCAUGUUGCAAAAAUUGUUGCUCUGUAUUAUGAUAAAGAUACAGAUACGAAAAUGAUGUCUCUGCUUUGGUACUAUCGUCCGGAACAUAUAAAUGGUGCAGCACAACAUUUCGUGAAAAACGAACUUUAUGCAAGCAGACAUCGUGAUACUAAUCCACUGGAUUGUAUAGAAGAUAAAGCCUUCGUCCUUUCUGUUAAUGCAUAUUCUCGUUAUAUGGCAAAAGUUAAACGUCAACAGACUGGUUAUCGGAAGAAGCCACUUAACUCUAUCGUACCUCAACCUGUCAGCUGUAGUCUACAUACUAGUGACAGUGUGAAUGUUGAUAACCUGUGCAUGGAUAAGUAUCCACUUGCUGAGUGUGACGAAUGUUUUAAUACGACAAGUAGUCAGAGUGUUUUCUUCUGCCGUGGUGUAUAUGAUUAUAAAUUGAAGCGUAUCACUCGAUAUCCUAUAUUCAGUAGUCAGUGCCUUUUAUCUUCACAUUUGAAUACUAGACUAAAGUGUAAUGGACAGUUUCCUACAACACCACAAAAAGAUUCCACAGAACCAAAUAUUCAGAUAUCGUCAAAUGAAGAUCAUUGUUCUGAAAUAAUGAAUACACCAAAAAAGAUGGCUACUAGUUCCAGAAUUGAUAACGCUAUUGAACCAGUAACUCCAGUGCGUGAAAAUGUACCUUUUGGUGCAUUCUCCACGCCUGCACCUUCCACCGCUGAGAAUGCAAACAACUUUACAAUAUCUCAAUCUGAAUUCGCUGAACUUGACUGUCAAGCUAUUAAUAAUUCCCAUCUAGGUGAACAAUGUCAAGACAUAUCUUAUGAUAAUGGUAAAGGCAGAACUUCAACUCCUGUAAAAGAAACUAAUAAUAGUUACUGUCAAUCUUCUAUCACAAGGAAUAUGGAACCCGUUAAAGAAUUGCCGCAAACACUAGUCACUAAGAUGAAUUCUAAUGAGCCUGCAGAAAAACCUCUUGUAAUUAAUAUCUUGGAUACAAUUCCUCAAACAAAUUCGUCGACCCCAGCGAUUUGUGUAACCUCCUCGUCAAGUGUGCAACCUGUUCUAACCUCACCUCCAAGUGUAUACAAUAAACCGUUUGAAGUGACAAAAGAUUCCAAUGUACAACUGCUAUCUGGAACAGUUCCGUAUGGAAAUAAACCAGUCAAUCAGUUAGUUUAUCAACCGAAUCCCUCAUCUAUUCAGCCUAUAUGGCCAACAAUUGUCCCUACUAAUCCACUGAUAAACUAUGAUAGAUCUGUCCUUGAAACUAGUGCUGAUUUAUCUGUUAACUGGGCUGAACACGGUGAGCAGAUUGCCUUAUCCCUAGACUGUCGAGUGAAAGACACAAAUCUUAACAAUACGCCGGCUACUAUUCAUAAUAAUGGUAAUUGUAAUGGUCAAACCACAUCGCAUACUGUUAUUCCUUCCGAGAUGUUAACGUCUACACAGUCUUUUGUUGAUAUGAGCAAGUUACCUGUACAUGCUAAUUCCUCUGUGCAUUAUUCAACCCUGAACUCUAAAUGUCUUGAUCAGGAUCAACCACGUUUGGUAAUCCUAUGA
Trichobilharzia regenti is the source of this 3702-nucleotide messenger RNA. NCBI's taxonomy places the organism in Eukaryota, Metazoa, Platyhelminthes, Trematoda, Strigeidida, Schistosomatidae. The record is from the annotation of a GenBank genome assembly.